This is a messenger RNA of Plasmodium vivax (malaria parasite P. vivax), 2559 nucleotides long. Its product is annotated as proteosome subunit, putative. NCBI's taxonomy places the organism in Eukaryota, Apicomplexa, Aconoidasida, Haemosporida, Plasmodiidae. The record is from RefSeq and is a predicted model, not a curated record. The transcript has a single exon. Gene Ontology annotation, cellular component: proteasome regulatory particle, lid subcomplex. Gene Ontology annotation, molecular function: structural molecule activity. Gene Ontology annotation, biological process: ubiquitin-dependent protein catabolic process. Bases 712 to 2559 code for a protein of 615 amino acids.
CACUUUUAAAAGGUGAAAAUUAUCUUUAAGCACUUGGAAUAAUUUUCUUACGUGCCCUUCAGAACCAUGGCAGCAGAAAAUACGCGUUAAACGCAUGCCAAUUUGACGUACAAAUCAAGGCAAAAAAAAAAAAAAAAAAAAGAGCGAAUUUCAUCUUCGUAUUAGAUUGUUCAUACGUACUUAGAAAUGUUCACCCUGAUUAGGCAAAUUUGAAAGGAGUAAGGGGGGAACAGCUAAAUGCGUCCCUAAGGCUGCCAACUGUCCCUUUAGCGUUUUCGUUAAGGCAUUAUUCACAAAUAUGCACAUAAUGUACAUUUGCUACGGGUGCCUCUUCGCCUUUUUAAGAACGCUCUAGAUAGUCAAGCAAGCGUAGCGGCACACAGUACGCAGUUUAUUGUACUUUACGUUAUGGGCUUUGCUACAUAGUAGAAAUAUUGCUAGUUUUUGAGAGUCCCUUUUUUGGGGGUAGCACACAUACUAUUUGCGGCUAUUCAUCAUAUCGGCCCAUUUUCAUCCCUUCCGUGUGCACAUCAGUUUAGUGCUUUCCAGUAGCGCGAAGCCGCGUUAGGAAGUGCAGCUGGGAAGUGAAGUUUCGAGGAGGGGCGGAAAAGGCGCAACACACGUACCGCUUCGCAUCCGCGUUACAUACCUCGUUACAUACCGCGUCACAUACCUCCUCGCACACCGCAAUCGCCGCUUUCGCCCGAGAAGAUGGAAGGCUUCGAAGAGAUCGAGAACGCGUACAAGGAGAUAGAGGGCGAGAUCAUCAAGACAGUGGAGGGGCUGUGCGGAGGCAAUUACCUCCAAAUCAAGGACGAAGUGAUCAUGCCGCACAUGAGCGAAAGUCUAAUCAACAAGAUUAUCCUGUUGAACAGACACAUCAACGAUAAGAGCAACGAAGAGGAAUUCGAGAAGAAGGUGACGAACGAAAAGGUGAUGCAAAUAAAUGACAAGUUGAUAUAUCUAGUGUGCGAUUACUACAUUAAUAAGAAGGAGAUUGACAAUUUAAUUAACUUUACGUCGAGUAAUGAGAAUUAUUUUAAUGUGUUGCCUCAAGCGAAAACAGCCAAGUUGAUAAGGAACAUCGUGGAAAAGAUAUCAAAAAAGAUUAGGAACGUGAGUAUGCUGUAUAUAAUAUUUAAAAAGUACAUGAAUUGGGCAUAUGAAAAGAAAAGGAAUUUUUUAAGAUGCCGGAUAGAGGUAAAAAUAAUCAUUUUGUUUAUCCUAAAGCAGAAGUACAAAACGGCGCUGAGUUUAAUCGAGCGGUUGUUGAAGGAGGUGAAAAAGGUGGACGACAAAACGUUGUUACUCGAACUGUACAUCGUGGAGACCAAAAUUUACAUGCUGCUGAAGAAUUCCACCAAGAUGAAGGCAUCGCUCACCUUUGCGAAGAACAUUGCCAAUACGAUAAACACGGCCAUUUAUAUUAAUAGCGAAAUAGACUUGCUCUCGGGGAUACUGUUUAUAUACGAGAAGGAUUAUAGAAGUGCGUAUAUUUACUUGUACGAAUGCUACGAAACGUUGUACACGUAUAUUUAUAAUAGCCACAAUAAUACGUUAGACUUUCUGAGCAAGAAGAAUAACGACUUUUACGCGGUUAUUAUACAUAAUAUAAUUAACACCAGCACGAUAUCUUCGCAAAAUAAAACGAAGAGUAUAAGUCAAAUUAGCCCGUUUUUGCUCUCCUUCUACACGUUUUACGAGUACUACGAUAGCAGCAAUAGCAUUCUCAAUUUGGACGAAAUGAAUAUCUGCUCGGGUAAUGCCAACUUAAUAUACAGCGAUGUGAUAUGUACCAUCAGCUCGAGCUACCAAGAACUGGAGGAAGAAAAGGUCUUCUGCAUUACCAACCCAAUUGAGCUAAAUUAUGAAAUGAUGAAAAAUUUGACAUUAGAUAAUUACGGAAAUUUGAUAGAAGCCAAAGCGAGCACCAACAUAUUGGAUAACUCUAUUUUUAUCUUUCCAGAAGAUAGCUCCAUAUGUGGAAAUUUCGGCCUAAAUUUAAAUAUCGAAAAUUUAAAAAUUAUUGUCCCUUUGAAGUACAUGCUUCUGUGCAAAAUUUUGGAGGAAAACAACAGAAAGGACAUCAACAAUAUUCUGUGUGAACAUAAUAAGCUAAAUUACAUCCCAAAUAAGGAAAUUCAAAUUCUGCUGGACAUAUCAAAAUGUUAUGAAAACAGGUCACUUGACGUUUUUGAGAAUAUCAUCAAAAUUAAUAUUUUCCUCAUCAAUGUGGAUAAAGUGAUUUACAACUACUUGAAGGAGCUGUACGAGUUGUUGCUGGAAAAAAAUAUUUUAAAAAUUAUCGAAGCGUAUAGCUGCAUCGACUUGAACUACAUCGGCCAGAAACUGAACCUUGAUUUGAACAAAAUCAUCUCCAAGCUAUCCGAAAUGAUCCUGGAUAAGAAGCUGAAUGCCACGCUGGACCAGAACGUCGGGAUUUUGAUUCUCUACGAGGACAUGCCCGAGACGAAGAUGUACCAGAACGUCCUGGAAAUCAUAAACAACUUGACCGAGUCGGUGGACAUACUCUACCAGAAGGCGCAGCUCACGGUGUAG